AUGAUUCUACAAGAGUCAAUUCUUUGCGCCACUGCUCCUCCAACAUCCGGUGCUGGUUCUGGUUCCAUUUUUUUGCAUGAUAUUCAAACAGGUGCAACACUUGCGUCGUUCAAGCAGACCAAUGCCGGCCCGCAUUCUCUGGCAGUGCUCGAAUCAAACAGCACGCAGGGCGGGAUAAUGCUUGCAUCCCAGCCCGAUAAAUCUAUAUUGAAUGUAUACAACUUCCAAAAGGACCAAAUUAGUCUUAAAAUCGUGCUCCCUGAGAAGCUGACCGCCAUUGCCCUCGAUCGACGAGGCGAUCUAUGUGCAGGUGGAACUGCUACAGGCAGAGUAUACUUAUGGGAGACGUCAUCGGGUGUCCUCUUCAAUUCAUGGGACGCGCACUACAGACAAGUCAACGUACUUCGUUUUACAAACGAUGGUGCUGCUCUGAUUUCUGGAAGCGAUGACUCAGGAGUGAGCGUCUGGUCCGUAUCCAGAUUAGUUGAUGAGGACAUGCAGAGAGAGCUCGCGGUGCCUUACUGUACCCUUUCCGAUCAUACACUUCCUGUCACAGAUAUUAUAUGCGGCAUCGGUCUCUUUCCCGAUUGUCGCGUUUUAACAUCCUCAAUUGACCAUUCCGUCAAGUUGUGGGACCUUUCUACCAGAUCGCUUUUAACAACCUUCCAAUUUCCUCGACCGAUCUCAUAUCUCGCGUGGGAUGUCACAGAACGAUUAUUUUUCGCAGCAUCUUCCGAUGGUUCAGUUCACCAAAUGAAUCUAUUUUAUGAACGAGAAUCCAAAUUGAGCGGUGUUGUUACAGAAGCUAUAGGAGGCGCGGGCGUAACGGACAUCAUACGUGUUGAUGAUGAUGUAGAUCGCGAAGCAAGACGAAAGAGGUUAAUAAAUUUAGGGCAAGCGAUAACGAGCAUGUGUAUUUCCUUAACAUCCGCUAUCCUCCUUGUUGGCACCUCAGAAGGUUUAAUCCACUUGUACGAUGUACCAUCGCAUCAGCUGCUUCGCACGAUAUCGACACAUAAAGGGAUGUCGAUAGCCUACCUUUCGACAAUGAUCAAGCCUCCUGAUUUAAUUGGCCAUACCAAUCUGGAGUUCGGGCCUGGAAAUAGCACCGAUACAAAGGACUUCUUACCCGUCAAGCCAAUCAUGCCAUUCCAAAGAAUGCGCGACCCCAAAACUCGCGAGGCCCAUGAAAUAUCUUUGAUCCUGCCAAGUACCCGCAAUGGAUAUCGAGACGAGUUCUCAUCGUAUAGCCAGGAAGAAUUUUUGCGAGACUACUCCUAUUUCGUCGAACCCUCGUCGAUAUCCAAGGCCGGAACUUCAGAUUCUCUUGCUCUCAAGACCAAGGUGGAAGAACUAGAAUCUGAGGUAGAGAAGCUACGUUCACAGCUCAGUAAAGCCAAGGGUGUGAAUGACGCCAUGUGGGAUACUGUUGUUAACAAAAUAGUCAGUCAGCCCAAGGGUUCGGCGCUAUCGCACACAGAAGGCACUGAAAACCCCGACGAAAGGCGAAGAAAACGAGGGCGUGCUAUGUAG
This is a messenger RNA of Psilocybe cubensis, 1533 nucleotides long. RefSeq lists its product as uncharacterized. Gene Ontology annotation, cellular component: nuclear pre-replicative complex. Gene Ontology annotation, biological process: DNA-templated DNA replication; rRNA processing. Gene Ontology annotation, molecular function: protein binding. The transcript is spliced from 7 exons. The coding region runs from base 1 to 1533 and encodes 510 amino acids. The record is from RefSeq and is a predicted model, not a curated record. NCBI's taxonomy places the organism in Eukaryota, Fungi, Basidiomycota, Agaricomycetes, Agaricales, Agrocybaceae.